Funneliformis caledonium is the source of this 669-nucleotide messenger RNA. NCBI's taxonomy places the organism in Eukaryota, Fungi, Glomeromycota, Glomeromycetes, Glomerales, Glomeraceae. The record is from the annotation of a GenBank genome assembly.
AUGACUACUAUUGAUAUCUAUAACGAGAUUAAUCACCUUUCUGAUAUCAAUGAUGUUGAAAAACUCAUUGAGAAAGAAGUAGCCAAUUUAUUUAUGUAUUUCAACAAUAUUGACAAAUUACCUGGUAUGGAAAAAACGCUUAUUAAAAGCAAAAAUAAUAAAGUUAAAUUUACAUACCUAAGAAAUUUGUUGAUUUCUGAAGUAAAGAGGCCUAAGCUUUCCAUCGAUUCCUUGUCAGAUCUUAGGAGAAUUAUUUUGGCUGAUAAAAGUCUAAUCACUUUGAUUCCUUUUGUUUCUCGCCCUCAGAUAGAGGAGAAACUUUGCAAAGUAUUAAAUCAAAACUUGUCUAACAUGACGUUUAAACUAACACCUCAAACUCAAAAUUACUGUGGUAUUGUAAUUUCUGGUAGAAGUGGUACUAGAAAAACCCAUAUUGAAUUUGAAAUCGAUAAAAUUGCCAAAUGCAAUAAAGCUAUAAAAAAACUAAAAGAUCAUAUGAAUGCAACUUUCGAGCACAUAUACAUUAGCAUAGAUGAGAUAAAAAGUUUACUUAGAUUAGAACUCGAUAAUGAUGUAAAUAAUAAAUAUUCUCAAAUCUUGGAAAAUAUUAAUAAAGCAAGCAUUUUUCUUAAAAAGCUUAUUGUAAUAUAUUUUCUCGUUCAAAUAUGA